Strongylocentrotus purpuratus (purple sea urchin) is the source of this 2647-nucleotide messenger RNA. Its product is annotated as solute carrier organic anion transporter family member 4A1. The transcript has 11 exons. Gene Ontology annotation, cellular component: membrane. Bases 1 to 2067 code for a protein of 688 amino acids. Gene Ontology annotation, biological process: sodium-independent organic anion transport; transmembrane transport. The record is from RefSeq and is a predicted model, not a curated record. Gene Ontology annotation, molecular function: protein binding. Lineage: Eukaryota; Metazoa; Echinodermata; Echinoidea; Camarodonta; Strongylocentrotidae.
AUGAUAUAUUGUCAGAGGUGGAACAACCCCAAAGGAUUUCUGGUGUGGCUCUGCCUUUUCGCUCUCACCCAAAGUUACGUGACCAGUGGGAUUGUCUUCACCGUUACCACCACACUGGAGCAGCGAUUCAGCCUUCCCAGCGUGCAAACCGGCUUCCUGGCAUCCUGUUACGACCUCGCCCUCCUCAUCGUGGUUUUGGGGGUCACAUACUUUGGGGAGAACGGCAACAAGCCCCUGUGGCUCGGCAACGGUGCUCUCAUUUUCGCCGCUGGUUCCUUCCUCUUUGCCCUACCACAGUUUACGUCGGGUCCUUACAUACCAUCGACGCUAUUUUCCGAUACAUGUGACAUCACGUCAAACGAAACGAACCCCUGCGAUAUAGAUGCCAAUGCUGAUGAGGAAUUGAGCUCUUAUUACUGGGUAUUUGUAGCGGCACAAUGUCUGCAUGGGCUGGGGGCGGCGCCCAUCUAUACCCUGGGGGUGACCUAUCUAGAUGAAAGCGUGGCGCCCCAUAUGUCCUCCAUUUAUCUUGGUAUUAUCCAAGCAACGUCCAUCUUAGGUCCAGCUCUUGGCUAUCUGCUCGGUGGGUAUUUUCUCAGCAUCUACGUCGAUCCUGGGGUGGACCCAGAAAGUUUGGGUCUAUCCCCAGACAGUGUGCUGUGGAUAGGAGCUUGGUGGAUCGGUUUCAUCACCAGUGGUACAAUGGCUCUCAUCGUAGCUCUUCCACUGAUCGGGUUCCCUAAAUAUCUUCCAGAUGCAAAAAAUAUCAACGGCAGACUCGACCAUCAUCAAACUCAGAAGGGGUCCGAAUUCGUCGCCCGCACGGGGUGGGCCAACUCGGUACGCGACAUCCCUCGUGCGACGCUGAACCUCCUAACCAAUAAGCCAUUCAUGUUGCUCAAUUGCUCGGCGGCGACCGAGUGGUUCAUCAUCUCGUGUCUCGCAGCUUUUGGGCCGAAGUUUUUUGAGUCGCAGUUCUCCCUGUCUUCCAGCGACGCUGCCUUCCAAACCGGGCUUGUCGUGAUUCCGUCCAGCUGUGUCGGUUGUUUGGUUGGAGCGUUUCUUGUCAAACGUUUCAAGCUGUCUUUCGCGGGAAUGGUCAAAUUCUGCAUUGUUUCCAUGCUCAUUUCUCUUGUCUGUAUGUCUUCGUUUCUCAUCAGUUGUCCCGAUCCACCAAUGGCGGGCGCUACAGUGCAAUAUAACAAUUCAUCCAUACCUUUAGAUGAAACAAGCAAUGCUAACUUCACCGCUGAAUGCAACAGUAAUUGCCACUGUGCUGCCACUUACAACCCGGUAUGUGGUAGCAAUGAUGUGGUCUACUUCUCCGCCUGUUACGCGGGCUGCAGACUUGAUGAAGAUCCCAGUGGCUUGCAGAGUGACAGAGUGUACCAUGACUGUAGCUGUAUCCGUGAUAUCAACGGCUCCGACUCGGCCUCCGAUUCGGCCUCUGGGUCGGCUGUCUUGGGCAUGUGUGUGUACCAUGACUGUAGCUGUAUCCGUGAUAUCAACGGCUCCGACUCGGCCUCCGACUCGGCCUCUGGGUCGGCUGUCUUGGGCAUGUGUGAAGGCCAACAUUGUCACAGGGAGCCCCUGUUUAUGGCCGGUCUUUUCUUUAUGCUAGGCUUCACCUUUCUAGCCCUCGUACCGUCCAUUCUAGCCACCAUGAGAUCUGUUUCUCAUUCACAGCGAGCGUAUGGUCUCGGAAUACAAUCUUUUAUAUAUCGACUAUUAGGCACCGUCCCAGGGCCAAUUAUUUUGGGAGCCCUCAUCGACAGAGUCUGUUUAGUAUGGGAGAGCAACUGCGACGGGUCCCGAAGCUGUUGGCUCUACGACAACGCAGAAUUCAGCAAAAUCAUCUUCAUCGUGACGGUCAUCUGCCGGUGCUUGACUCUCAUUUUCAUGAUUCUCGCGUUGAUGGCGUAUGUACCUCAAGGCGAAGAUGUCCAAGAAGAAGAAGAAGGCGAAGAAGAAGAAGGCAUGAGGGAAGGAGAGGAAAACUCGCCAACGCAAACAUUUCUCACUAGCCAAACGACUUCGUAUUCAAAGACUCCUUCUCCCGGCUAUUGACGAUUAAUUAAUACCCGGUUCAUUUGUGACACUUGCGUUAUUUGCUGGAGUAGGAAUGCGUCAGCGUCUGGCGCCAUUUUUUACGCGAAAUGUGAGAAUGACAUGCAAAAUAAAUAGUGUCAGCAUUGCGUUGAAUUACUGCUGUUGGUAAGAGCUGCCUUCAUAGGCUCGUGUAGCGUAUAAUAAUUAUGAUAACGCAAUCAAAAUUACAUUUCAUGUGUAACGGUAAUAUAAAUGUGAAAACUAUAAGUAUUGCUUUGAACGGGCUGUUCUCUUAUUCGACUGUGCAAUUGACGCCUAGAACCUCUUAUUUUUCUUCCAGGAUUCAACACCUUUUUUUUCUUGCAUCAUGGAAGGGGUCCUCUUGUCUUUAAAGCUCGAUAUGCGUUUAAAUAACGUACAGGAAGACGUCCAUGGCAGAAAUCCGUGUACAUUUUAGAGCACGGUGUUGAAUGUUCGGAACUCCUUAACUUCCUUCAGUCCACAUAUUGCGGAUGGGUGGCUUAGCUACAUGUACAAGGUACAUGGGGGCACGUGCCCCAAUCGAAUGUCAAGAGAGAGAGGGGGAUAGAGAGAGAGA